AGGUGAGAGCGAGAGGGACGAUACUGCGCGAGAGAGGCCGGGUGCGGGUGCGUCGUUGUUUGGAUGCCGCUGUUUCAAAGUGGUGGCUUUUGGUAUUUUUUGAGGGGGGUUUUUGAGAGGAGAGAACUGACGGGAUUCGCUUCACAGUCCGGAUUUGUGAGAGGCCGUCAUACGGAAUGGGUUCUCAUGCCGUUUAUUAAAUCUAGCCCGCACCAAAUUUGACAAAUAAACAGCCUCAUGGGACGCCUAAGAAAACCUGUAAAGGGGAGAAUUGACUGAAACCACUGGAUCAAACCGAUACGUCUCAGUGAUGGCUUCCGACAUUUCGUUUCUCUGGAAGAGCACCGCCCUUCACUUAUAUAAAGAAGUCAGACGAAUACUCGAGGAAUACCCAACGGGAACAGUACGGAAGAUGGGUCUAUUAACAAUAGCAGCAGUCGCAGCCGGAGCAGUUGGUUCAGUAGCUUUAGCUCCAGUUGUGCUAACGGCAGUAGGAUUCACGGCUGGCGGUAUAGCGGCAGGAUCUUAUGCCGCUGCGAUGAUGUCAUCUGCAGCGGUGGCGAAUGGCGGAGCGGUAGCGGCCGGUAGUGCGGUGGCAGUACUUCAGUCUGUCGGAGCAGCUGGUUUGGCCGGUACCGGGACUGCCGCAGUGGCAGGUGUAGGAGGUACUGUAGGAGGAUUGGUGGCGCUUCUAGUGUAACAACACCUUCCACAGCCAGUUCUGACUCAGCACGGAAAUCGCCGUACAAUGAAGUCAAUGAAGUCUUGUUUAUCAACAUUUAUUGUUACUUUAGUCUAAACUCUGGAAUGUAGUUUCUCAUUUUUGAGUCAAUCUCCUGUUGUCACCUCAAAUUAGCCUGUCUUGUGUUAUGGUUGCUAUGACUUACUCAAUAAACAAAUUCAAUAAUAAAUAAAUAAUGUGGAAAAAUACA
Molecule: messenger RNA, 932 nt
Organism: Electrophorus electricus (electric eel)
Lineage: Eukaryota; Metazoa; Chordata; Actinopteri; Gymnotiformes; Gymnotidae
Biological process (GO): release of cytochrome c from mitochondria; intrinsic apoptotic signaling pathway
Cellular component (GO): mitochondrial membrane
Source: RefSeq, a predicted model, not a curated record